Messenger RNA from Paramacrobiotus metropolitanus, 726 nucleotides. RefSeq names its product guanine nucleotide-binding protein-like 1. The transcript has a single exon. Bases 1 to 726 code for a protein of 241 amino acids. Gene Ontology annotation, molecular function: GTPase activity. Lineage: Eukaryota; Metazoa; Tardigrada; Eutardigrada; Parachela; Macrobiotidae. The record is from RefSeq and is a predicted model, not a curated record.
AUGGGUCAGAAAGUGGUGUCUGUCUCGAAAACUCCCGGCCAUACCAAGCAUUUCCAAACUAUAUUCCUUGCUCCGAAUGUCAAGCUCUGUGACUGUCCUGGAUUGGUCUUUCCGGCUACUGCGCCCAAAGUCCUGCAGAUUAUCGGCGGAAUCUAUCCCAUUUCUCAAGUAUCGGAUCCAUAUAGCGUUAUCGGCUAUUUGGCCGCUCACCUGCCACUCAUUCAACUGUUGAAACUGAAGCAUCCAAAGGGAGAAUCGGCCAAAUUCUCGCCAUUAGACAUCUGUGAAGCGUGGGCGCUGAAACGAGGAUUUUUCACGGCCAAGGCAGCCCGACCGGAUGUGUAUCGAGCCGGCAUUCACUUGUUGCGCAUCAUGCUGGAGGGGAAAAUCUGUCUGCGAACGUAUCCACCGGGUUACGUGGAGAAGAAAAAGCACUUUGAGAAUUUUGGCGAAACGAAGCAGUUUGCAUCUGAGUUGGAGCAACUGGAACAGAAGCUGCAUGGUGUUGCAAAAAAUGACGCUGUUCUAACCUUUAAGGAUUAUGAGGACGUAUGCGCUUACAUGCUCCGUACGGCGCCUGUCCCACCGGAUUAUCACCCUGUCCUUUCCUUGAAGCAGUUUUUAUUUAUCAUCGGAUGUUUUAUAUUUGUCUUGAUUCUCAUCUUCCACCCGAAGCCUCUGCUGCUGUUAUUCACGACGUUAUUGCGGUUAGGAUUGACUGUAUAG